AUGCACUCGUACGUCAAGAUGGCAGACACGGGUAUAGGGAACAUCUCGCAGAGCUUCAGAGGCCGUCGCCUCCCGUUAAGGCUCAUCUUUUCAUAUCUCUUCGACUGGAUCGUCUGCUUGGUCUUUGCUGGAAUCGGUGGUGUCUUCGACCGUCUAUCACCAGCCAAGCGGCCCUUUUCUCUUGUUGACCCUAGUAUCUCCUACCCAUUCGAGGAACAUGAACUCGUCCCCGCCUACCUCCUCUUCACCCUCGCCAUCGGCGUCCCCAUCGUCAUCGUCGCCGUCGUCUCCUUGAUCUUCGUCCCCGGUCCGACCGUCCCCAAGGGCACACCAGCCGCCCUCAUUUGGCAGCGCAAGCUCUGGGAGCUUCAUGUUGGUCUGCUGGGUCUCGUCCUCUCUCUCACUCUGUCAUGGUUCUUCACCAGCACCAUGAAGAACCUCUUUGGAAAGCCCCGGCCUGAUAUGCUUGCCCGCUGCGAGCCAGACUGGGACAACCUAAAGAAGCACAUUGUCGGUGGCUUCAGCUGGGGCAGCAUGACCGGCCAGCUCGUAGAUGCCGGUAUUUGCCAGCAGAAGGACGAGUACAAGCUCAACGACGGCUUCCGCUCAUAUCCCAGCGGCCACGCCUCCACCGCCGCGGGCGGUCUCAUCUACGCCUCGCUCUUCCUCGCCAGCAAGUUCUCCGUCACCGUUCCCUUCGUCAUGCCCUCAGCUGCUUCUGCCGCUGGAGCUACUGGGGCUGCUUCACACGCCGCCUUCCCCUCGCGCCUUGUUCGCCCCGAAAUCGACCCCUUCGAGCCGACUCGCGGCCGCGGUUUCGACGACGGAUCUGCCUCCACCUCACCUACCAAGGGCUCCCCCUUUGCUGACAAUGCCGGUCAGCACAACGCCAAGGUCCAAUCCCUGCGCCGCCAAGCCGCUGCUCCCCCGGUCUACCUCCUCGUCUUGGGACUUUUGCCCUUUGCCGUUUCCAUCUUCAUCGCUGGUUCGCGUUGGCAUGAUCGCCGUCACCACGGCUUCGACAUCCUCUUCGGUUAUCUUAUGGGACUAAUCGCCUCCAUCUUUGCUUUCCGCUACUACCAUCUCCCCAUCCGAGCCGGUGCAGGUUGGGCCUGGGGUCCCCGUAGCGAUGAGCGCGCCUUCUGGGCUGGCGUUGGUCGUCUGGGCUAUGCUGGAACUGACGAGGAGCUGGCUAUGCCGUCCCGACGGCCGACUCAGGGUGUCUCGGCUGAUACUUCAUAUCCCAUGACGUCUGCUCUCGCACAGCGCAAUGUGCGCCCUCGCGAUGAAUCGGCAGACGAGCCUCGACCCAGCCAGAACUUCCAGGACGUUGAGCUCCAGCAAAUGGAUGACAGAGGCCGGCCAGAGAACAGGUUCCCUGAGCCUCUCGACAACCGCGUGUAA
Molecule: messenger RNA, 1404 nt
Organism: Fusarium keratoplasticum
Lineage: Eukaryota; Fungi; Ascomycota; Sordariomycetes; Hypocreales; Nectriaceae
Product: AcidPPc domain-containing protein
Exons: 2
Coding region: 1-1404 (467 amino acids)
Biological process (GO): phospholipid metabolic process
Molecular function (GO): phosphatidate phosphatase activity
Source: RefSeq, a predicted model, not a curated record